Erpetoichthys calabaricus (reedfish) is the source of this 3973-nucleotide messenger RNA. Its product is annotated as Kv channel-interacting protein 2-like. NCBI's taxonomy places the organism in Eukaryota, Metazoa, Chordata, Cladistia, Polypteriformes, Polypteridae. Gene Ontology annotation, biological process: regulation of potassium ion transmembrane transport. The transcript has 8 exons. The record is from RefSeq and is a predicted model, not a curated record. Gene Ontology annotation, cellular component: voltage-gated potassium channel complex. Gene Ontology annotation, molecular function: potassium channel regulator activity; calcium ion binding. Bases 1165 to 1842 code for a protein of 225 amino acids.
GCAUCCAGCAAAGCAGGCGAGAGAGCGAGUGAGUGAGUGAGUGAGUGAUAGAUAGAGGGAGGUCGGGGGGAUUAAACAGAAUGAAGAGAGGGAGUAAGGGGGGAAGAGUGAUAUUCAGCUCACCUUGACCAGAUCUGCAAGGGGCUGACGGCCGGGCUCCCGAUACUUUUCUUCAAGGGGUUUGCAAAGCAAGACUCGAUAUGACUGAGAUGCUUUUGUUUUUCGUUUUAACUACUUCGAGGAGAAAAAUGACCACGCGGAGACACUUAAGAAGUAACCAUUUUUAAGAAUGAUGGAACCACUGCAGUUUAGGGGGACCUUGAUAAAUUGAUUUUUAUUAAAACACUGAUCAACUUUUUCUCACCCUUUUCGACUGAGGAUAAACUGUUUAAAAUGCAGGACUGGAACAGGGGCAAGUGGUGGGAGAAGUAGCUGCGAUCUGACCUAAAACUGCGGAUCUCUGGGGAGGAAGGGCAAAUGAACGAAAGACAGACACUUUGUUUAAGAUUAUUUCGAGAGGUUCUGGGGACGCGUUGCCCUUUUUCUUUUCGGCUCGUUGCGUUUCCAGCCCUUCACGAAACUCGAGGGGGCUGAACAGAUCCAUGAGCCCCGCCCCUAGCAGGCUGUCAGGUAAUCAACGGUUUUUAAGAAAGUCCGAACUUGUGGGAUGUUCCGUAGAUGAAGCCACAAUGCACUUUUAAUUUUCGUCUCCGAGUGAGAAGAAAAACUGUCCUGUUUCACCUUCAGCGUAUAUUUUAUCCUCUCUCAUCUGUUACUUCCAUCACCUAUUCCCUUGACUUUAAACAGUCGGAGGGGUAAAAUGCAUUAUACCUGUCUCCCUUGAGAACGUCAGAGAUAAAUCUUUAAAUAUUAAUCCAAGGGAAGAGGCUGUUUUUUCCCCCUUUCUCCUACCCGCCUAUCACACUACACGCUACAGCUUAAGAGGCACUAAAGUAAUCUCGCAGUCUGCGGAGCUCAGUUCGAAACUUGAGAUCCGCAAGCCGGACGCCCGGAGCUCUGCUUUCUUUUAUCCCGGGCGCCUCGGUCUUUGCCAUCUGUAGCUUUUUUUUUCGUUUUUUGGAUUUUUCAUUUCUUUCUUUCUUAUUUUUUUAAACUUUUACUCGUUGGGAGCUUGUCGAAACCUUAUAAGAAAAACCUUUCAAGAUGAGUCGGUGCCAAAGACGAUGUAAACGACAGCUGACCAAAGUAGCCCGUUACUUUUAUCGCUUCGUCACAGGAACUCUCUCCCAAGACAGCAUUGAAGAUGAUUUUGAGCUGUCCACUGUCUGCCAUCGGCCAGAGGGACUUGACAAGCUUCAGGAACAAACUAAAUUCACCAAGAAGGAGUUACAAGUUCUAUAUCGUGGUUUUAAAAAUGAGUGCCCCAGCGGUGUUGUCAACGAGGACACUUUCAAGCUGAUUUACUCACAGUUUUUCCCCCAAGGAGAUUCCAGUACAUAUGCCCAUUUCUUAUUUGAAGCCUUUGACACUGACAAAAACGGAUCAGUCAGCUUUGAGGAUUUUGUUAUGGGUUUGUCCAUCAUUCUCAGAGGCACAAUUAAUGAUCGUCUAAACUGGGCCUUCAAUCUCUACGAUCUUAACAAAGAUGGCUGCAUCACUAAAGAGGAGAUGAUGGACAUAAUGAAAUCCAUCUAUGACAUGAUGGGCAAAUACACUUACCCCUCCAUGCAAGAUGAUGCCCCACGAGAGCAUGUGGAGUCCUUCUUUCAGAAAAUGGACAGAAAUAAUGACGGAGUUGUUACAAUUGAAGAGUUUAUUGAAUCAUGUCAAAAGGAUGAAAACAUUAUGAGAUCCAUGCAGCUGUUUGACAACGUCAUCUAAACGUAUUGUCCCACCAAGCCAGGACCUCUGCUCUGAGACGCUUCAGCCAUCUGUUUCAGCUGUUUUCCUGGCUGCAGAGACAUAUUGUGCUUUUGAUUCUCUAUACACAAGAGACACUUGAAGUGAUAAUCUAUUAGAACAUUGAACUGUAACCCAGACACUGAAUGGCAAACAGUCGGAUGAAAUGGUCUGCAAAACACCUCAGAGAAUUCAGAACGAACGAGCACUUCAAAAAUAUAUAUAAAUAUAUUCAAGUCUCGUAUACGACUAGAGAUGUGACGUGAAUGCACAAUAGAUGACAAUGCUGUAUCUUCCAGUAAUGGAUUUCUUUUAGAUAGCAUGAAACUACUAGACACACUCUAGCGACCUUCCCAAGUACUUUUCAAAACUCCUCCCCAGAACUCCCAGUUGUGCUCCGUGUAUAUGUAUGAAUGUCACGGCCCACCUUCAGGACUUGACUGAACACUUUGAUCUUACUUGUGCCAGGUCCGCUUACUUUUACACACUUGUGGUGGCAACCUGAAACACCAACUGCAACGCUGAUCUUUUUAUUACGUUCAGGACGGAGAGACUGUAUGCCUUUCACUGUGAGAGGUGGAGCAAGAGAACUCAGAAAUCCUCACCCCAAUUUGUUUGGUGAAAAAGCAUGUCUGUUCUUCACUUACUGACCCUUUAAAAGUAAAACUCUGAUGCUAACCAGGCACAAAAAGGUGCUUUUGUUAAAGAUGGUAAGUAUGAAAAAGCCAGGAUAAAUUCAUCUUCUGUCUGCUAAACAGUAACUAAGCCAAGCUACCCAAAAUCUAGCUCUUCAGUCUCGUCUGCCACAGGCGCUCUAUACUGUUAUGCUAUAACAUAAAGAUGUAGCCAUUGAAAUAGUUGUUGCUCUGAUUUAAAAAAAAAACAAAAAAACAGGAAAUACAGACCACUGCAUUUUUACAACUAACACAGCUCAAGCAAUGCAAUGACAUAUAAAAACUGUAGGGACUGAGUUGGCCUGCCUUAUGAUAACACCCAUGAAGACAGCUCCCUCUGUGGUUCAAGAUGUCUUGUGAGGUCUGUGGUGGAGCUGGCCAAAGGGAUGUCUAAAGAGAUUGCAGCUAGGGUUAAGAAAGUCUGGUCUGACUAAUUCUACCACAUACUAACAGGAUGCUUCGGCAUGGUGAAACUUCAUUUAUUUAACAAUUUACACAUAUGACUUUUUUCCCCCACCAGAGAUGACCUGAAUCUAGAGUACAAAGUCAUGUCCCAUGGUUUUUUUGUCCCCCCCCGAAGCCUCCCCCCCCCCCCCCCCCCCCCCUCCCCUCUUAUUUAACCUUUACAUGGCACCAGUUUGUGACAAGGACUACAUCAUAGCUCUUCAUAAAGCAAUUGCUGAUGAAGUUUUAAAAUAAAAAAAAGAUUUAAUAAUCUUCAGCACAGGACAGACAGCAAAACAUUCUGAACUGCUACAUUCCAUCCAUGCACUAAUUACUGGACCUGCUAAAUCCAGGUCAGGGUCAUAGAAGCCUUUCCGAGCAGCCCUUAGUGCUUAAUAGAAACCAAACUAGGACAUAAAAGUAGUCCAUCAGAAGUGCAUUCAACCACAGUGCCACACUCAUUCAGGUGGCGUGUAGAGUUCUCAGUUUUCCUGUUAUGCACACCUUUGUGAUGUGGGAUGAAAACCAGAAUAUGGGAAAAUGCUGGAACAGGAGGAGAGCAUGCAAACUCCACCAUGAUUGUGACUUGACAAGGAUUUCAAUUGUGAAAUCUGGCACGACAGACUGUUAGGUUAACCUCCAUACAUUUCCUGAAACAAUCAAAUUCAAGGUCACAGAGAGCUUAAAACGGUCUUCACAUGACUGAGCGCAAGGCAGGAGAAAACCUGGACAAGGCAUCGGCAUACAAAAGGGCACAAUCUCUCACACCAGUCAGUCAGUUAACCUAAGCCCACACUGACAGGAGAAGCCAUGUCAGCUCCACAUAAAGAGUGAAUGCACCAGGAGAUCAUCACAGGAUUUUGGAGCUGUGAAGCUUGAUGAUGGUAAUAAUGAGUUACAUUUAUAUUAUAAAUGAAAUGUAUACAGUAUACCGAUACACUGCCUGGCCAAAAAAAAAAAAAAAAAAAUUCACCAUUUGAAUUUAAAUGCUGUAA